Colossoma macropomum (tambaqui) is the source of this 1138-nucleotide messenger RNA. RefSeq lists its product as uncharacterized. Bases 119 to 952 code for a protein of 277 amino acids. The transcript is spliced from 3 exons. Lineage: Eukaryota; Metazoa; Chordata; Actinopteri; Characiformes; Serrasalmidae. The record is from RefSeq and is a predicted model, not a curated record.
GGUGGGCGGGGCCAUAGUGGAUACAAAUCUGCGCCACUUUCUCCUCUGCAGCUCUUUCUGCUGAGAAAGUUCAGCUCUUCAUCAUCUCCGCUCAGAAACUCCUCAGACUCCUUCAGCCAUGGUGUGUUCUAGAGUGCUGGUGGGACUCUUCUUGCUCUCCCUGCUCUCUUCUGCCGUCGAGGCUCGCAAGAGCCACGGAAGGCAUAAAUUUAAGUCUCACGAGAGGCCUAUAGACAAGGGUCUCCAGAAUCUCCCACAGAUCAUCAGUUUUCUCAAUGAAAAUUAUUUAGAUGGCGAUCAGUUCGCUGUGGCCAUCAACGUCCCAGCUUCAAGCUGUUCCACUCAUGUAAGACCUGAUCAGAACUUCCUCCCAGAUGAUCCUGCACUGAAAGUGAAACGUGCCAUGAACAGCACUGCAGGGGUUUACAGAGGGCAGAGGAUAAUCGGUGCCAAACAAAAAAUGAUCAAUGGGAUGAGCAGCUACCACCCUGAGUACCUUCUGCUGAUUCAGUCAAGCCCACCAGAAAAUUCCCCCCAUGAUCCACUGCUGAAGGAGCUCCUGGAUAGAGACAAACAUGGCUGUGUGGUUUUCUACACCCACAAGUCUCCAUGUGUGAACACCUGCUCAACACCAGAGGGAGCGUACAGCAUCCUCCCUGCCCUCGACAUGCUCAGGGAGCACGAGGGUCCAAAAGCUUUUGUGUUUAGUAAGGUUCAGAUACAUGUGGGCUCCAUUCAGAAGACAGAAAACCGCAAAGAUCUGCCAUUCGCGCAGUGUUUCCCUUGGGGAACAAAUAUGUAUGUUACACUGAUAUAUCGGGAAUAUUUUCCUCAGCAUGAAGCAAAUAUAUGGGCAGUGAAUGCUAGAGUGCCGCUGUACCGCUGUGAUGGAGCUGGAUGUCAAUACUGUGUGCACCAAAACAAUGAAGUUGAUUAUAAGUGCAUGGUGUAAUGCAGUUUCUUCUUUUUAACGUUUCAAGUAAAACGACAUGAAAUGCGUGAGUUUCUAAAGCAUUAGUGAUAAAGUUCAGGCUUUUUUACCUCUUGGCUCUUCUGAACAUGCAUACAUAUCUUAUAUAUAUCCUGCAUGAUGUUUCUACAUUUAUCAAUAAAUACUGGUGCAUUCAGUUCGAUGUAA